Messenger RNA from Clonostachys solani, 1017 nucleotides. The record is from the annotation of a GenBank genome assembly. Lineage: Eukaryota; Fungi; Ascomycota; Sordariomycetes; Hypocreales; Bionectriaceae.
AUGACUCCCACUGAGCAAAGGGUACCGGAAGUCAUGAUUGGCACCGGCUACGGCCCGCUUUAUGCCUUGUAUCUUCACGCAUCAUCAUGGGUGCUCAGGCAAGCCGUUGCUGCACAGACGAGCAGCGGAGCCCUUUUCGAUAAAGUUCUCACCGUGGAGACGGCAGGAUUAGGGGAGGGCCGCGUCAAGAUUUCAGUAUGCCUCCCGCCCAAGGAGGGAGGCAAUCGUGGCCCGAAGCCAUUGCUUCUAGUCGCAGAAGGAGGAGGCUUCGUCCUAGGGCAACCCGCAGAUGGUGAACACAUCGACCGCUCGAUCAGUGACAAGGCUGGGUUGGUUGUGAUCUCGGUUGACUACGCAAAGGCUCCGAGAUAUCCAUACCCACACGCCCUGCUCCAGCUAUACGAAGUACUUCGCUGGGCCCUCAGUGAACAGGCAAAUGCAGCGCUGGGCGUGGAAAUCGACGCCUCGAGGAUCUCAGCGAUGGGAAACUCUGCCGGCGGCAAUCUGACUGCGGCCUUGACACUACUCCUAUCCAUCAAGACUGAACCAUUCUUGAAGUUUCGUCGAGGCCUGCCUUACAAUGUCAAACAAGUAUCCCAAAUCCUGCUCUACCCAAGUGUGGCUUGUCACCAGUCGUACAUUGACAGAUUCAAUGGCAGCGACGUCGAAACGCAGGCGUCCAGUCUGCCGGUCUGGGCAGCAACCCUCAUGGAGGCGAGCUACCUACCUCCGUAUAUCGACAAGAACCAGAUUUUCAUUGCCCCAGUGCUGGUAUCUGAAGAGGAGUUGCGAGUCCUCCAACUACCUGCUACUCUUUGUAUCACUGCUGGCAGAGACUGCCUGAAGCUCGAGGCUAAUGAGUAUUGUACGAAGCUUAAAAGGGCUGGUGUGGAUAUAACAGAGCACGAAUUCAAGAAGUCCAUUCAUGGGUUUAGUCACUAUAAAGGCACCAGAAACAAGGACAUCGCAGAGUGCUGGGAGAUGGUGCUUGAGUUCCUUCGUGUUCAUAUGGCCUAG